CUUUAUUAAUUUAUGAAUCAAGGACUUUUCGCAUAAUGGAUUUCAACAAAGCCUUAGAUUACUUAAAAUCGUUCUGUACCAAUCUAUGUAGAUACUAGCUUUACUAGUACAAUAACAAUUGAUAUAAAAUAAAAUAUGCUUAUUAGUGAUAUUUCCAAAUUCAUUCAUUUAGAUGGCGAAAAAUAAAACUUAAAUCUUGUUCUAAUACAUUCUUCUGUUUAGAGGAGAUUAUGGGAUUAUGAAAAAGUUGAAGAUGUUUUACAUAAUUCUAAUAGCAAAUUAGUGGUUUGCGAUUUUUAGAAAAAAUAACAGCCCAUUGUUUAAAAAUAACCCAAAUAUUUUGGUAUUGAUAUUAGUUUAAUGAAGAUGAUAAUUUUAAAGCAUACGGAAAACUCUUAAAAAAAAAUAAAUUGGGCGUUUAUGUUGUUACAUAAGUCUAUUUGUCUUCAACAUAUUUUGGAUUUAAAAAUGAAAGGAAAGGUAUAAAUAUUAAGACUAUUUAGAGAAAAUAAAAUUGAGUAGUUUAAAUAAUGUGAGAUUAUUUACUUGGUAGAAUAGUACAAAAUUCGAUUUCUAAAUUGAAAACGAAAGAAAAUUGUAUCUUUUUCAAGCAUUCAAAGAAAAUGACUACUCAUAUUGGAUUAGAAGUAUUUCUGAAUCUUUGAACGCAGCUUAAUAUAAAUCUUAGCUUUAAAGCUUAGAUGAUAAAAUUUAAAUAGCAACUAGAAAUUAAAUUAAUCGAAUUGAAGAAUUUGCAUAAGAUUCGCUUCAAUAAAUAAACAUUAGUGGUAAUUAUUUAUAAUAACUAAAAUUUUAAAUCACUGAUAUUUGUGAUAUUAAUAUAAUUGAAUUUCUUUUAACAAAAAAUAAAGAUUUAGUUGCAGAAAUUUUUAAACAAAUUGAAAAGGAUUCAUAUAAUUUAAUUAAGCCAUUAGAAUCUUAACCUUAAGAAUAACAUUUAAGAAUAUUUACUUCAAGAUAUCAUUCAUUAAUUGAAAAAAAUAUUGAUUUAGAUAAGCUGGUCGAACAGCUAAAUGAUGAAAUUAAUUCAGCUUAUUUAGGCUUUUUAAGAAUAUAAAAGAUAAGAAAUAAAAUAAUUCAUUAAGCUUGUAUUUAAUUUAAAGAAUAAUUUGAGGAGUUGACUCCAAAAUUUGAUUAGUUUUAUAGUUGA
Molecule: messenger RNA, 1171 nt
Organism: Paramecium sonneborni
Lineage: Eukaryota; Ciliophora; Oligohymenophorea; Peniculida; Parameciidae
Source: the annotation of a GenBank genome assembly